This is a messenger RNA of Candoia aspera, 927 nucleotides long. It is a transcript of the gene PTHLH, whose product is annotated as parathyroid hormone like hormone. NCBI's taxonomy places the organism in Eukaryota, Metazoa, Chordata, Lepidosauria, Squamata, Candoiidae. Bases 37 to 558 code for a protein of 173 amino acids. The record is from RefSeq and is a predicted model, not a curated record. Gene Ontology annotation, biological process: bone mineralization. The transcript is spliced from 3 exons. Gene Ontology annotation, molecular function: hormone activity. Gene Ontology annotation, cellular component: extracellular region.
CCUCCGCAGGUCCCGCAGCUCCGCCGGAGAGCGACGAUGUUCCCCGGACACCUCCAGCGGUGGAGCUUCGCCGUCUUCCUCCUGAGCUGCUGCCUCCCGUCGCACGGCCGGUCCCUAGAAGGAGGGCCGGGGAACGGCCGCCGCCUCAAAAGGACGGUCUCCGAAUACCAACUGUUGCACGACAAAGGAAAGUCUUUGCAAGAUAUCCGAAGACGCAACUUCCUGCAAAACUUAAUUGACGGGGUAAACACGGCCGAGAUUCGAGCCGUAUCGGAGGUCUCGCCGAACCCUAAGCCCGCGGUGCCUGCCAAAAGCUACACUCUCCGCUUCGGCACCGAUGACGAAGGCAAGUACCUGACCCAGGAGACCAACAAAACCCAAACGUAUAAGGAGCAGCCCCUGAAGACCCCCGGAAAGAAGAAGAAAGGGAAGCCGGGGAAACGCAAGGAGCAGGACAAGAAGAAGCGGCGGAUUCGUUCGGCCUGGCUGGGCUCAACAGGGUCCGGCAGCGGAAUGGACGUCUUGGGCGCUGCACUCGUCCAGACAAGGAGGCGUUGACAUCCUCAGCUGAGAUUUUUGGAAAACUUAUUCCAGUGUUCUGUAAUAGUGAACAUAUGGAAAGUAUUUAUUAUCUGUAAAUAUUGUAAAUGAUUCAAAAUAAAACCUUGGCCACAGAUGGUUCUCCAAAACUGCACAUUUGAACAUUGUGAAUAUUGGGGGAAAAUUUUGUACUUAGACAAUUCCUGUUGUCACAUUAACCAUAAUUUAUUGUGUUGUAUGAUGUAUUUAUUUCCAUGAACUUUUAUCUUGGUGCUGCUGACUUUCUAUAUUUUUUUGUAACAUAAUGCACUUUAGAUAUACCUUAUGUCUUAUGUUGGUAAGACAUAAAUAAACUACUCCUGGUUUUGGAUUGGAUUUAAUGAGUUG